This is a messenger RNA of Dromiciops gliroides (monito del monte), 2773 nucleotides long. RefSeq names its product collagen type IX alpha 2 chain (gene COL9A2). NCBI's taxonomy places the organism in Eukaryota, Metazoa, Chordata, Mammalia, Microbiotheria, Microbiotheriidae. The record is from RefSeq and is a predicted model, not a curated record.
CUAGCCUCUUUCCCAGCCGGCCUCCCGGAGCACCAGUGCCUUCGCCCCGUUAGGAACGGGCAACAGGGGACCGUAACGCUUGGGGGAACCUGAAGUCCUCACCAUGGCUGGGCCGGGCUGGAGCCUCCGACUGUGCGUCCUCUGCCAGGUGCUCAGCCUCUCCCUGGCCCAGAUUGUAAAGGACCGCCCGGGAGAACCGGGGCCCCCUGGUCCCCCAGGUCCGCCAGGAGUGCCGGGCUCAGAUGGUCUUGACGGUGACAAAGGACCUCCUGGCAAACCUGGAUUUCCGGGACAAAAAGGUGACCCGGGGAAACCAGGGCCAAACGGGCCAGAUGGGAAGCCAGGGAUUGAUGGUUUAACUGGAGCCAAGGGAGAAGCAGGCCCUCAGGGGGCUCCUGGAGUCAAGGGCCAACCUGGCCUCCCCGGCCCCCCAGGUCUGCCGGGCCCUGGCUUUGCAGGACCCCAGGGACCUCCAGGACCAGUUGGACUCCCAGGAGAGAUUGGUGUCCCCGGCCCCAAGGGGGACCCUGGACCGGACGGACCAUCAGGACCCCCUGGGCCCCCAGGAAAACCCGGUCGCCCAGGGACCAUUCAGGGCCUUGAAGGCAGUGCCGACUUCCUGUGUCCAACCAACUGUCCAGCUGGGGUGAAGGGGCCACAGGGGCUGCAGGGGGUGAAGGGACAUCCGGGCCGUCGGGGACCCCUGGGGGAGCCAGGCAGACAAGGGAAACCGGGUCCCAAAGGAGAUGUGGGUGCAUCUGGUGAGCAGGGAAUUCCUGGUCCCCCGGGUCCCCAGGGCAUCAGGGGCUAUCCAGGCAUGGCUGGAUCCAAAGGAGAGACGGGUCCCCAAGGCUACAAGGGGAUGCUUGGGUCCAUUGGUGCUGCUGGGAAGCCUGGUGAGGAGGGCCCUCGGGGGCCACCAGGCAGAGUUGGGGAGAAAGGAGACAUGGGUGGUCAAGGAGUUCGAGGUCCCCAGGGAAGCGGGGGACCCAAGGGUGAGAAUGGCCUCCCCGGUAUUGAUGGCAAGGAUGGGACGCCUGGAAUUCCUGGUGUGAAGGGGAGUGCUGGACAGCCCGGGAGACCCGGAAACCCUGGUCACCAAGGACUGGCUGGUUUGCCAGGUCAGCCAGGGACCAAAGGGGAACCAGGAGACAAGGGUGAGCCUGGCCAGAGGGGCUUCCCAGGAUUGUCUGGCCCCCCGGGGAAGCCGGGUGAGCCUGGGCCUAGAGGAGAAAUUGGCCCUCAGGGGAUCCCCGGGCUGAAGGGUGACCAAGGUGAGAGAGGGCCCGUGGGGCAACCAGGCCUGCAAGGAAGAGUGGGUGCCAAAGGAGAGCAGGGGCCUCCAGGGAUCCCAGGACCCCAAGGUCUGCCAGGCAUCAAAGGGAACAAGGGCUAUUCAGGGAAGACCGGUUCCAGAGGCAGCAGUGGUGAUCCAGGUGUAGAAGGUCUCUCUGGGGAAAAAGGAGAGAAGGGAGAGUCCGGCGAACCAGGUCCCAAAGGACAGCAAGGCAUCCGUGGGGAAACAGGCUUCCCAGGUCCCAUAGGAGAUGCAGGAGCCCCUGGAGUACAGGGCUACCCAGGACCCCCAGGGCCUCGGGGGAUCACUGGAGAAAGGGGUAUCCCAGGUUUGCCUGGAAGACAAGGUGUGGCGGGCCGGGAUGCCAGUGACCAACACAUAGUGGAUGUGGUACUAAAGAUGCUGCAAGAACAACUGGCUGAGGUGGCAGUGAGUGCCAAGCGAGAGGCUCUUGGUGGCAUAGGGGGAAUGGGUCCCCCAGGACCCCCUGGCCCUCCUGGGUACCCAGGCAAGCAAGGUCCACAUGGACACCCAGGCCCCCGAGGCAUCCCUGGUAUCAUUGGAGCUGUGGGUCAGAUUGGCAACACAGGGCCCAAAGGGAAACGUGGAGAGAAAGGAGAACGAGGUGAUGAGGGCCGUGGGCACCCUGGACAGCCAGGGCCUCCAGGAAUCCCAGGACUUCCUGGCCGGCCAGGCCAAUCCAUCAAUGGCAAAGAUGGAGACCGUGGAUCACCAGGUGCUCCAGGAGAGGCAGGUCGACCAGGCCUGCCUGGCCCCGUGGGGCUCCCAGGCUACUGUGACCCUGCAGCUUGCCUUGGAGCCUCAGCCUAUGCUUCUGCCCGCCUCACAGAGCCAGGGACCAUCAAGGGGCCCUGAGUCAGGCCAGAGCAACAGGGGGUGGGCCCUGCCUCCUUUGCCCAGCGCUCAUCCUACCCCCUUUGAUGGAUACCCAGUCCCCUGACCCAGAGGACACUGACUAAAGCUAAGGACCCAGGGGUUCAGUGGGCCGGUAGUCUACAUCAAGCAUCUUGGGAAAUUCCAAAUGAAGGAGUCACAAAGGGGGAGAACAAUCAGGUAGACCCCCGAAUCAGAAGGUUUGAAGGCCUAUUUCUUACCUCAGAUCUCAGACUUUUCCCCGAUGUGCUCCUAUGUCCAGAUAAACAUCUCCUUCACCCACUCCUCCUCCUCUCCACUCUCCAUCCUCUGGACACCUUGGAGGGAGGGCAGUUCCUAGUCUCGGUCCCUUUUACAGGUCCCUGCUCUUCCACAUUGACAUCCUGGGGUAGAAGUGUCCACAUUUGGGCCAACAAGUCAGCCUUCUCCCCGCCCCCUGCCCCAACUCAGCUCUGUGUGAAUAUUUAAGUAUACCCCCUCCUUCCCCAUCCAGAGCUGGGAAUACCUGGGCCAGAGCUGUCCAGACCCAGGGCUCCCCUUCCCAUAUGGCGAUGGUACGGCACAGGGUUGGAGGUCUGGGGC